This is a messenger RNA of Corticium candelabrum, 1173 nucleotides long. RefSeq lists its product as uncharacterized. Lineage: Eukaryota; Metazoa; Porifera; Homoscleromorpha; Homosclerophorida; Plakinidae. The record is from RefSeq and is a predicted model, not a curated record. The coding region runs from base 1 to 1173 and encodes 390 amino acids. The transcript has a single exon.
AUGUCUUCUAGUGCUUGGAGGAAGCGCCGUGCACUCAAGACUAGAGCAGCAUUUGUGCGAUCCAAACGGAGGAUUGUCGUUGAGGCAAUAGAAGUGAGACCACCCGCAGAAGACCCUGACAACAUGCGUGAAGAUUCACCCACUCUUCUCGUACAAUCUGAGGAGGCGCUGUCCGAAGUCUCCCUAGCUUUUCGUUCCGCUUCCCCACCUACGGAAGAGCCGUCUGAACCGCCUACGCCAUUGGAGGAACCUUUCGAACCUUCCUCGUCCGAAGACAAACAACUCCACCAGAACUUGGAUGACUGGGCUGUAUCGUUGGAGCGUUACGACAAGAUCAUGCUUUCGCUGUGGUUAGUUGAGUGUUUUCGGAGAGAAUUCAGCCAAGGUGUAAUGUCAGCAACGAAGAAAGUGGCAAAUCUUAUUCAUGUGGGAGAGAGGACUGUGAGAUGGAGAUCAGACUUCAUGACUAACCAUGGACAGCUUUCUGAAGACAGCAGGGGCAAGUACGAGCGUGUCUCAAUCCUGAACGACGAGGAGUUCAGGAAACACGCGACUUCAUGGGCAAGAGCUAACGCGUGUGUAAAGGGUAAGCUCAACAUGACAGUUGCCGACUUCUGUCAAUAUGUAAACGACCAGCUGUUACCCAGUCUUACAUUGUCUCCAGGAUUUCCUAGAAGGAUUUCAUUAGAAACAGCUAGAAAGGUACUUUACGACUUAGGCUUCGAACGGGUUGAUAGUGGAAAGAAGGGUGUGUACAUCGAUGAACACGAGAGAAAUGAUGUUGUCAUUGCAAGACGAGCAUUCUUAGAGAAACUAAGAAAAUUAGAGUCUGAGCACCUACCUCCUCCUGAUGCAAGUGAUGUGUCACCAGGUGAACAACUUGUUAAGCUAGAAAAUCCAGCUGCUUCGAAACACCUUGUAGUUGUAUGCCGCGAUGAGUCUACAUUUCAAUCAAACGAUGACCAGACCUCUGCUUGGCUACAAGAAGACCAACAGGUGAUAAGACCCAAAUCACGAGGCUCUGGUCAAAUGGUUAGUGAUUUUGUAGAUGAAUAUUGUGGCUUUUUUAGACUCACUGACGUUAAAUUUCAAACAGCCAAACAGUCACAACCUACCAUUAAACAGAAAGCUAAGGUUAUUUUAGAAUACGGGGAGAGGCGAGAUGGCUAUUGA